This is a messenger RNA of Stomoxys calcitrans (stable fly), 2194 nucleotides long. It is a transcript of the gene Hr51, whose product is annotated as photoreceptor-specific nuclear receptor. Gene Ontology annotation, biological process: positive regulation of transcription by RNA polymerase II; anatomical structure development; cell differentiation. The transcript has 10 exons. Gene Ontology annotation, molecular function: zinc ion binding; RNA polymerase II cis-regulatory region sequence-specific DNA binding; nuclear receptor activity. The coding region runs from base 161 to 2143 and encodes 660 amino acids. The record is from RefSeq and is a predicted model, not a curated record. NCBI's taxonomy places the organism in Eukaryota, Metazoa, Arthropoda, Insecta, Diptera, Muscidae.
AUUUUAAAGAAAAAAUUGUCAUGAUUUAAAAAGUGAAAGUGUGUGUUGUUUUUAACAUUGACAAAAGAAAAAAUAAAAGUGUUUUUCUAAAGGAAUUUGUAAUUUAAAACUUCUAAAAAUUGGAUAAUCAAAAAAAAUUUCAGUCCAUUGGUGAAUUAACAUGAAUAAAGAAGAUACUGUGGCAUUAUCGCGUCCAAUAACUCAAGAUAUGCCACCAAAUCCCACCAGAUUAUGUUGUACACCGCCCCAGAAUCGUUUGAUGCCCUGGAAUCAUCAUACGGCCGCUGCCGCCGCUGCUGCUGCGGCCGCAGCUGCAGCUGUGUCAAAUGCAAACGACUCAUCUUCCUCCUCCAACGGGGGUGGCGGCGUCGGUGGUGGUGGAGGUGUAGGCAAUAGAAUUUCAGGCUCGACAACGACGGCGACACCAGGAUCUGGUCCAGGGCAGCAACAACAACAAAUGCCGCCCACAUCAACUGGCGUAUCGACGAUAGCAGCAAAUGAAGCAACCUGCCUAACUGUGCCUCGCCAGAAAGUUCAAAAUCUUGGUCUCAUCUGUGUUGUAUGCGGCGACACCAGUUCGGGCAAACAUUAUGGCAUUUUGGCCUGUAAUGGUUGUUCGGGAUUUUUCAAGCGUAGUGUACGUCGUAAACUGAUUUACAGAUGUCAAGCGGGUACCGGUCGCUGUAUUGUCGACAAGGCUCAUCGCAAUCAAUGCCAGGCUUGUCGUCUCAAAAAGUGCCUUCAAAUGGGAAUGAAUAAGGAUGCCGUGCAAAAUGAACGUCAACCACGAAACACCGCCACGAUUAGGCCGGAGACACUACGGGAGAUGGAGCAUGGACGAGCCUUGCGUGAAGCUGCUGUGGCCGUGGGCGUUUUUGGACCACCCGUUUUAUUGUCGCCACCCUGCUAUGGACCUGCUUUGUUGCCACCACCUUCCCUCUCUGGCCUGCCGACGGGGCGUCUUUUGCAUCACAAUCACUUGGCCGCCACUUCAAUGCAAUUGUCCUCGAGCAUGAGUCAAAACAAUGGGCCCGGAGGUUUUCCCAUGUUCAACAACAAUCACAUUUACCAUACCAGCAGCAACAACAACAACAACAACAGCAGCAGCAACAACAACAACAACGGCAAUCACAGCAACACCCUUAGCAUUAAAGAUAAACGUUAUCUUGAUCUAUCGAGCGGCGGCACCAUUUCCUCCUCCUCGAACUCUUCGAGCAGCAACUCCAUCGAUCCCUGCUCACCACCACCCGAAAAUGGUAAGUGGCCCAGUAGUAGUGUGGUUUAUGUAGGAAAGGAUCCCUACUUACAUUUGAAUUCGUUUGCCGCAGCUGUAGCCCACAAGAAACCGCCCGUAAGUGGUAGUGUUUCCUCUGUAAGUUCCUCCAGUCCUAUAAGGGAUAAUGACAAUGAUGAGGACUCCAUUGAUGUUACCAAUGAAGAUGAUGAUCCCGAACCACCAGUCAAUGGUGAAAAAUCCUUGGUGCCCUUUGACAUAGCCCAAAUCAUGUCCUCCAAUUUGUAUGUGCAACAACAUGAAACUGUCUAUGAGACCAGUGCCCGUCUCCUCUUCAUGGCUGUGAAAUGGGCCAAAAAUUUGCCCAGUUUUGCAAGUCUUUCCUUUAGAGAUCAGGUCAUACUCUUGGAAGAAUCAUGGUCGGAUUUGUUCCUUUUAAAUGCCAUUCAAUGGUGUCUGCCCUUGGAUGUGGUUAAUUGUCAUUUAUUUUCGGUAACGGAGCAUUGCAACAAUCAUGAGUCCUCUAAUGGGGGUGCAAAUAAUUGCAUGACUAAAGAGGAGAUUGCUUCAGAUGUUCGCACUUUGUAUGAAAUCUUUUGUAAAUUCAAAGCCGUUAUGGUUGAUCCUGCUGAAUUUGCCUGCCUUAAGGCCAUUGUUCUAUUCCGCCCAGAGACCAGAGGCUUGAAGGAUCCGGCACAAAUUGAAAAUCUACAAGAUCAGGCACAUGUUAUGUUGGCCCAACACACCAAAUCUCAAUUUACAGCACAAGUUGCCCGUUUUGGGCGUUUGCUUCUGAUGUUGCCAUUGUUGAGAUCCAUAAAUUCUCAUAAAAUCGAAUUGAUUUACUUCCAACGCACCAUUGGUAAUACUCCCAUGGAGAAGGUUCUUUGCGAUAUGUAUAAAAAUUAGUUGAACUUUUUCUCUUUAGAAUGUAUACCAAAGACCUAAAAUUAAAAUCUA